Caenorhabditis angaria is the source of this 1710-nucleotide messenger RNA. NCBI's taxonomy places the organism in Eukaryota, Metazoa, Nematoda, Chromadorea, Rhabditida, Rhabditidae. The record is from the annotation of a GenBank genome assembly.
AUGGCUGACACUCGUGAACUCCCAGUUUUCGCCUACAUUGAAGAACCAAAACAAUUGCAAGAAAUUCGUGAAUAUUUGAACAAAAACGAAGCUGUUAAAUUGAACCCAAAUGGACCAGAAGACAUCGCAGCAAAUCUCAUCGAAAUUUGCGGAACUCUUCAUUUAUUGCCAAAAUGGGCACAAGAUGUUGAUGUGAUUUUGAACUCGAUUUGCUCGUUGAUUGUUAUUGUUCCAGCUGAGAAAAGUGAAGCUGUUGUGACUGCGUUUAUUAAAGCUGUUUCACCGGAACAUUAUAAAGGAGUUGGAUGGGGAAGUCAUGUACGUUUUUUUAAUCGAAAAUUUGAAUCAGUUGCUUGAAAAACAAAAUGCCACCAAGCCAAAAUUAAAAAAUGUUCUUUCAACAAUCAUCCAAUUUCCAUUUUUUAGGCUGGCCACGCCGUCCGCGUUCUCUCCAAUUUGUUCCGCGGCUAUUCAAACUUGAAAAAUAUCCAAGAAAUGACAUUUCGUGCUCUCAUCGGAAUGUGCUCCGAAGCGAAAUUGAUUGGCGAACUCGCGUGCGAUUUGGAAACUUUGAAUGAACAAUUCACCAAUUGGGGAACACCGAUUGAAGGACAACGCGAAAUUUUGAGAAGUGUUCAUCGCGCUUUUAUUGCCGAUUCGAAAGCGGACAGAGCUGCUAAUGUGAGUUCAUUUAAUUUAUGGCCUUGACUAUUAUAUUUUUCUGUAAUUUUGGAAACAAUUCCAGGAUCUUUUAAUAUAAAGAAAAUCGAUUUUAUUGUAGAUCAUGACAGUUCUUCUUGGCACAUACACCGAAACCGAUGCAGCAAAAGCUCGCGAAGAUGCUCUUGAAUGUGUUCGAUCUGCAGUUGUUGAUCCAAAAUCCUUCUCUUUCGAUCAUCUGGAACGACUCAGUGCUGUAAAAGCGCUCAAAAAAUCGGAUCCUCUUAUGUUCUCAGCUUUGGAACUUUUCGUGUCUGGAACAUUGAAGGAUUAUCAAGAGUUUGUUAAGAAGAACCCGAAAUUCGUCGCAGAACAUUUGCGAGUUGAUGAAGCGAUUCUUUUGAAGAAAAUUCGACUUCUCACUUUGAUGUCAUUGGCGGAAGAGAAAAAUGUGAGUUACUCGACAAUUCAAAUUUCAGAACAUUAUCAGUGUUAGAUUCAUAAAGAAUUUUAAGGGAUCUCGAAAGUUCAUGAAAAUAUAGAAUUAUAAUUUUUACUGGUUUUUCCAUAUGACUUUCUCAAUCGGACAAUACUUCUUUUCAGGAAAUCAAGUUAGACGAACUCGCCACUCAACUCGAUAUUCCAGCCGAUGAAACAUUGGAAGAAUUCGUGAUCGAUGCUAUUCAAGUUAACGCAAUUUCCGGAAAAAUCAAUGAAAUGACACGAACUUUGGUUGUCAACUCGUAUCAACAUCGAAGAUUUGGACAAGAUCAAUGGGUUGUUUUGCAGGUAAGAAAUAAGCUGAAAAUUUUGGAAGUUGAGAGAUAGUUGUUCCAAAUUUUAUAAAAAUUGGCAAAUUUGCCACGUUUUAACCUUUUGAUAACUCAUCCCUUUAAUAGUUCAUUCAAAAUUCAAGCUACAAAAAUAAAAAAAAUAACACUAAUAAUAUGAAAAUUCCAGAAGCGCCUUGUUACUUUGAUCACAAACUUGAAACAAACACACAACAAUGUGAAUGGAGUUAAUCGACAAAUUGAAGAAUUAUCUGCCUAG